CGGCCGGAGCCCCACUGCGCAGGCGCCGCGCUCGGCACCAUGGCGGCGGCGUUGCUGCUAUGGCGCGCGCUCCGCCACAGCUCGGGGCCAGGGUCCAGGCGCUUAUGGGGUCUACUCUCGACCAUGGGCCCAGGCCUCUCAUCCGGGGCUUGGAGCAGGCGACCAUAUACGGUCCGCGGGACUCCGGUUGGCACUGCUGCGGCUGAAGGCCAAGCGCCGCAGAACUUGCUAUUUCGAAUACUGACCCCUAGCUUUGGAAGUAUUAGCGGAUUGUUACUGAAACAGCAUAUAGUGCCAAAUGCAAUCAGACCAUGGCAGCUUUCAGGUAGUACUUACUAUUUUAGCACCUCACGAAUGAAACAGAAGAAUAAGGACAAUAAUAAACCCAAAGGCAAGGCCCCUGAAGAUGAUGAAGACAAGGUUUCUCUGUGUAACCUCCCUGGCUGUCCUGGAACUGGGUACCUUGAAUUGAAGACCAGAGGAUAUGAAUUUAAUUCCCAGCACCAACUGCCUGAAAUUCUAGUUCCAGGGGAUCCAUCCAUCACCUUUUUUGGCUCUGCAGAUACUGUACUCAAAGAGGAGAGGAGACGAAAAGAGCGGGAAGACCAGAUGUAUCGUGAGAGGCUGCGCACCUUGUUCAUCAUUGCUAUUGUGAUGAGUCUGCUAAACUCCCUCAGUACCAGUGGGGGCAGUAUUUCCUGGGCCGACUUUGUCAAUGAGAUGCUGGCUAAAGGCGAGGUGCAGCGUGUGCAGGUGGUACCCGAAAGUGAUGUGGUGGAAGUCUAUCUGCAUCCUGGAGCCGUGGUGUUUGGGCGGCCUCGGCUGGCCUUGAUGUACCGGAUGCAGGUUGCAAAUAUCGACAAAUUUGAAGAGAAGCUUCGAGCAGCUGAAGAUGAGCUGAACAUCGAAAGCAAGGACCGGAUUCCGGUUUCCUAUAAGCGAACAGGAUUCUUUGGAAAUGCCCUCUACGCCCUGGGGAUGACAGCAGUGGGCUUGGCCAUUCUGUGGUAUAUUUUCAGACUGACUGGGAUGGCAGGAAGGGAAGGCGGAUUCAGUGCUUUCAAUCAGCUUAAAAUGGCACGUUUCACCAUCGUGGAUGGGAAGACAGGGAAAGGAGUCAGCUUCCAAGAUGUGGCAGGAAUGCAUGAAGCCAAACUGGAAGUCCGAGAAUUUGUGGAUUAUCUGAAGAGCCCAGAACGCUUCCUUCAGCUUGGUGCCAAGGUUCCAAAGGGUGCCCUAUUGCUGGGACCUCCUGGUUGUGGGAAGACGCUGUUGGCCAAGGCAGUAGCUACAGAGGCUCAAGUGCCCUUUCUAGCAAUGGCUGGCUCAGAGUUUGUAGAGGUCAUUGGAGGCCUGGGAGCUGCCCGUGUGCGAAGCCUCUUCAAGGAAGCCCGGGCCCGAGCCCCUUGCAUAGUGUACAUCGAUGAGAUCGAUGCUGUGGGGAAGAAGCGGUCCACCUCCAUGUCUGGCUUCUCCAACACAGAGGAAGAACAGACCCUCAACCAGCUCCUGGUCGAGAUGGACGGAAUGGGCACUACAGACCAUGUCAUCGUCCUGGCAUCCACGAAUCGAGCUGAUGUUUUGGACAAUGCUCUGAUGAGGCCUGGGCGACUCGAUAGGCAUGUCUUCAUUGAUCUUCCCACUCUGCAGGAGCGGCGGGAGAUUUUUGAGCAGCACCUGAAAGGCCUGAAGUUGACCCAGCCGAGCAGUUUCUACUCCCAGCGACUGGCAGAGCUGACACCAGGAUUCAGUGGCGCCGACAUCGCCAACAUCUGCAAUGAGGCUGCCCUGCAUGCUGCACGGGAGGGGCACACAUCUGUCCACACGGUCAACUUUGAAUAUGCGGUGGAGCGUGUCAUUGCCGGAACUGCUAAAAAGAGUAAGAUCCUUUCCAAGGAGGAGCAGAGAGUGGUUGCCUACCAUGAGUCUGGCCAUGCCUUGGUUGGUUGGCUGCUCGAGCACACAGAAGCUGUAAUGAAGGUCUCCAUAGCACCUCGAACAAACGCUGCUCUGGGCUUCUCUCAGAUGCUCCCUCAGGACCAGUACCUCUUCACCAAGGAACAGCUGUUUGAGCGGAUGUGCAUGGCGCUAGGUGGUCGCGCGGCUGAGGCCAUCUCAUUCAGCAGGGUGACCUCUGGGGCCCAGGACGACUUGAAGAAGGUCACCCGCAUUGCCUACUCCAUGGUGAAACAGUUUGGGAUGGCACCUAGCAUUGGGCCUGUCUCCUUUCCUGAGGCACAAGAGGGCCUCAUGGGCAUUGGACGGCGUCCCUUCAGCCAGGGCCUCCAGCAGCUGAUGGACCAUGAAGCCAAACUGCUGGUGGCUAAGGCCUACAGACACACUGAGAAGGUGCUGCUGGACAACCUGGACAAGCUGCAGGCGCUGGCGAAUGCCCUUCUAGAAAAGGAAGUGAUAAACUAUGAGGACAUUGAGGCCCUCAUUGGCCCACCACCCCACGGGCCAAAGAAAAUGAUCGCACCACAGAAAUGGAUUGAUGCUGAAAAGGAGAAACAAGCCUCGGGGGAGGAGGAGGGUCCGGCUCCCUAGCCCCCACCUCCAAGGCCCAGCUCCACUUUCUUCGACUGCACCUGCAGUUAAUUCAGAACUUGUUGGCCAGCUGCCAUCAGCCUCUGAGAGUCUUCUCACCUGAAACUUGAAUCUCAGCCUCUGUCGGCUCUCUGGUUUCUCAUGAAGACUUCUGAUAUCUAUUUAUUGAUUCAGGAUUAGUAAAUCGUUGGCAGAGACAACUGAC
Messenger RNA from Alexandromys fortis (reed vole), 2752 nucleotides. It is a transcript of the gene Spg7, whose product is annotated as SPG7 matrix AAA peptidase subunit, paraplegin. Gene Ontology annotation, biological process: mitochondrial protein processing. Gene Ontology annotation, molecular function: ATP hydrolysis activity; zinc ion binding; ATP-dependent peptidase activity. Gene Ontology annotation, cellular component: membrane; m-AAA complex. Lineage: Eukaryota; Metazoa; Chordata; Mammalia; Rodentia; Cricetidae. The coding region runs from base 40 to 2547 and encodes 835 amino acids. The transcript is spliced from 19 exons. The record is from RefSeq and is a predicted model, not a curated record.